AUGGCUUCGCUCUCUGAUGCAACACUAAUGGAUGCUGAUUUAACUUGUAAUAUGGACGUUACUCAAACGUCUAGUUCAACAGAAAUUGCUAAAGAAGCAAUGGAUAAAAGCGGUUCAAAUUCAGAUCCACCAGUUCAAGUAGCUUCAUCUCGAUUACGUUUAAAUUCAACUGCUGAGAAUCGACUUUAUGCAGCAAUGCGAAAACAUGAAAUAGCAACAAAUGAAAAGAUAAAUCUUUGUAAAUUAAAAGGUUUUGAAAUUGUUUUAAUUUGUGAUGAUUCAGGCUCUAUGAAUACUAUGAUGAUGAAUAGUCAACAAACUCGUUGGAAUAGCUUACGUAAAUUUGUACGAACUGUUGCUGAAUUUGGUACUAUAUUAGAUUCAAAUGGUGUGGAUGUUUGCUUUCUUAAUAGACCAGAUUUUUAUAAAAUCAUAGAUCCAAGACAAAUUGAACCAUUAUUUAAUGAACCUCCAUCAGGUUAUACUCCAUUAACAAAAGUAUUACGGAAAGUGUUGAAAAUGCCGGCAGCUCGUCGUGGUUUUGAUAAAAAACUAUUAAUAUUUAUUUGUACAGAUGGUGAACCUACUAAUGAUGAUGGUGAAUCAGAUUUACAACAAUUUGAAUAUGUUAUGCGAUCUGAACGUCAAUCAGAAACUACUCAUGUUAUGUUUCUUAUUUGCACAGAUGAGCCUUUUUCAGUUAAUUAUUUAAAAGAAUGGGAUCGAACAAUGGAGAAUGUUGAUAUUACUGAUACUUUUGAAAAUGAGCGAAGUAACGCUAUGCAAAAAUAUGGAAAUAAUUUUAGAUUUUCAAGGGCAACUUAUAUUAUGAAAUUAUUACUCGGUGCAAUCGAUCCAAAAUUUGACGAAAUUAAUGAUUAA
This is a messenger RNA of Adineta steineri, 882 nucleotides long. NCBI's taxonomy places the organism in Eukaryota, Metazoa, Rotifera, Eurotatoria, Adinetida, Adinetidae. The record is from the annotation of a GenBank genome assembly.